This is a messenger RNA of Rhododendron vialii, 708 nucleotides long. RefSeq names its product chaperone protein ClpB1-like. NCBI's taxonomy places the organism in Eukaryota, Viridiplantae, Streptophyta, Magnoliopsida, Ericales, Ericaceae. Gene Ontology annotation, biological process: cellular response to heat. Bases 1 to 708 code for a protein of 235 amino acids. Gene Ontology annotation, molecular function: ATP hydrolysis activity; ATP binding. Gene Ontology annotation, cellular component: cytoplasm. The transcript has 4 exons. The record is from RefSeq and is a predicted model, not a curated record.
AUGAAUCAAGUUCAGGGCCUUUGCAUAUUAUUGGCCAAUAGAGUGGUUAGACAAAAUCAGGCAAUCAAUGUUGUAGCCGAGGCAUUGCUGAAAUCUAUUCUUGCUCCUCAUGAUCUGCCACAUCGACCUACUAUGUCACUCCUAUUUUUGGAUCUCACUAGUGUUGGUCAGGCUGAUCGUGUAAGAAGUCUUGCAGAGAAUUUUGUCUGUGACGAUGGAACGGACCUACUAAUUGAUGUUGACUUGUCUAAGUACAGAGACUCGGAUAUUCACUUUUCCGACUCCUAUAUGGGCCUUUGGAGCUAUCAACAGCUUGUCCAGAUGAGGCCACACAGCAUUCUUGUAUUUUCACAAGUUGAGCAGGCACAUAUUUCUGUUUUCAGUGCUUUACUUUCGGUUCUUGAUCAAGAUAUGGGAAAAAGCAAGGUUCUUGCACAACUUGUCAGACAUGCUGAUCCAUACGAUUCUUCUAUUGAAGUUAUGCAACAGAAGAAAAGCGGCUUUAGGUCUGAGUUGCUGAACCAAAUAGACGAGAUUGUAUGUUUCAAUCCUUUUUCUGGUGAGCAACUGAGGAAAGUUGCUAGGUUAUCAAUGAGGGAUGGUCCUCAGCUGGUAAAUGGUCGGCCUCUUGAACUGCCAGCAGUGAUUUUGCAUUUGUUCAGUGCAGCUAGUGAUUGCAUUUGUUCAGUGCAGCUAGUGAUCCAGUGA